Molecule: messenger RNA, 1014 nt
Organism: Colletotrichum spaethianum
Lineage: Eukaryota; Fungi; Ascomycota; Sordariomycetes; Glomerellales; Glomerellaceae
Product: oxidoreductase lepF
Exons: 2
Coding region: 1-1014 (337 amino acids)
Biological process (GO): secondary metabolic process
Source: RefSeq, a predicted model, not a curated record
AUGGUCACCAUCACCCAAGUAAGGCAAUCCAAUGCCCAACUCAGCGAGAAAACCAUACCACAGACCGUCCUGUUCGUCGGCGGGACGUCCGGCAUCGGCAAGCUCACCCUCAUCGAGCUCGUCUCCCUUGGCUUGCCCUUGAAGGCGUACAUUGUCGGCCGCAAGGCCACUGAAGCUGCCAUGAAACCGCUGCUCGAAGACCUCCGCCAGAAGAAUCCCUCGGCCAAGCUCAUCUGGGUCGAAGGGGAGGUUUCGCUCCUCUCGGAAACGAAGAGAAUCUGCGACUCAAUCAAGGCCAAAGAGUCGCGACUCGAUUUCCUCUGCCUCACGGCGGGGUAUGCUCCUUUUGGCGGGAGAAAUAAUACCACAGAGGGGCUAGACGUCACCCACUCACUGGAAUACUACGGCCGCAUGCUCUUCACGCUGCACCUACUCCCGCUCCUCCGCGCCUCCCCGGCCCCGCGCGUGCUCACCGUCCUCGCCGGGAGCAUGCUCUCCAGCAAGGGGGUCCUUUUCGAUGACCUUAACCUCGAGAAGCCGGGCAACUUUGGCGGGAUGCGGACGCAGACGCACAUGGGCGUCAUGAACACGCUCUUCCUCGACCGUCUGGCGGCGGAGCCCGGCAAUGACAAGGUCACGUUCGUGCACAACUGGCCCGGCGCCGUGGACACGGGCAACAUGGCGAGGUACCACACUUCCAGCACGUUUUCGCCGGUCCCGUUGACGACGCUGCUAAGGCCGUUGUUUUUGUUCAUGGGGUUCGACGAGAAAGAGGCGGGGCAGAGGCAUGUUUACAACGCGACGAGCGGGGACCUGGGCGGAGAUGGGCCGCGGCUCAGGGACGGGGUGGAGGGGUGGAGGAACACGAGGGGGGAGGAGGGGAAGAGAGGGCUGUUUUUGGUGAAUCACAAGUGCGAGGCUUGUGACAAGGGGAAUGUUAUGAAGAACUUGAGGGGCGAGGCGCAGGGAAAGGUUUGGGAGAAGACCAUGGAGGUUUUGGGGCCGUAUCUGUGA